Molecule: messenger RNA, 375 nt
Organism: Quercus robur (English oak)
Lineage: Eukaryota; Viridiplantae; Streptophyta; Magnoliopsida; Fagales; Fagaceae
Exons: 1
Coding region: 1-375 (124 amino acids)
Molecular function (GO): nucleic acid binding; RNA-DNA hybrid ribonuclease activity
Source: RefSeq, a predicted model, not a curated record
AUGGAUGGCCAUUGGGUCCCACCUGCGUUUCCCUGGUACAAGGUUAACGUAGACGCUGCAGUCUUCUCCCAACUCAGCAUGAUUGGCGUCGGUGUGAUCAUUAGGGACCACGUUGGAUCUGUCAUCGCAGCCUUAAGCAAAUGCCUCCCUCUUCCAAUGGAUCCUUUGGAAGCGAAAGCAAAGGCAAUGGACGAAGCCACUAUUUUCGCAUGGGACUUAGGAGUUAGAGAUGUCAUUUUCGAGUCAGAUUCCACGUUGGUUUGCCAUGCUAUGGAGAACCCCACUGAUGCCCUGGUCUCUAUCUCUACCGUGGUCUCAGGUUUUUGCUUUAGACUUCCUGUGUUUCGUACUUUCCAAUCAUCUCACGUGAGGUGA